GGCCGAGCUGCCCAUCGCCCGAGUCUCACUGUGCUGGAGUGUGUGUGUGUGUGUGUGUGUGUGUGUGUGUUUAACCUCGGUUUAUUCUUGUUCUUUUUACAUUUAUAAUGUCCGUGAAUUUGAGUAAGAACGGCCCAGCGCUCACAGCCGCCUAUAAAGAGGUGGUGGAUGAGAAAUCCGAGACUAACUGGGCUUUGUUCACCUAUGAAGGAAACACCAAUGACAUCCGUCUGGCCAGUAAAGGGGAUGGGGGUCUGGAGGAGCUAGUGGAGGAGUUGAACAGUGGGAAGGUGAUGUACGCCUUCUGCCGGGUGAAAGACCCCAACUCCGGCCUCCCUAAAUACGUCCUGAUCAACUGGACUGGCGAGGGUGUGAAAGAUGCCAGGAAAGGACUGUGUGCCAACCACGUCAGCUCCAUGGCGAAUUUUCUGAAGGGAGCGCACGUGACUAUAAAUGCUCGUGCAGAGGAGGACGUGGAACCCGAAUCCAUCAUGCAGAAAGUGGCCAAGGCUUCAGGAGCCAAUUAUAGUUUCCACAAAGAGUCCAGCCGCUUCAGAGACACAGGACCUCAGGGACCUGUGGGAUCUGUGUAUCAGAAGACCAACGCAAUGUCUGAAAUCAAGAGAACCAACAAGGAUAACUUCUGGGCACAAGCAGAGAAAGAUGAAGAGAAGCGCCGACAGGAGGAGAGGAAGAAGUUGGAGGAGGAGCGCCAGGUGCUGGAGAAGGAGAGGAAAGAUCGUGAGGUCAAGGAGGCUGCGCUGAGGGAGAAGGCAGCCAAGGAGCGAGCCUCUCAGAUCGAUGAGCAGAGGAAGUACCAACAGCAGCUUGAGAGCCAGCAGAAAAAACAGCAGGAAGAGGACGAGCCAGCUGCCAAACCCAAAGGCUAUAAGCGUGCAGAAUCUGUGGAAAAAGCCAAUGAGGCUGCUGCUCUCAUCUCCCAGCGUUCUUUGAACCCCAGAGAAAUGUUCCAGCAGAGAGAGAAAGGCAUGGCAGCCAGCAGCCCAGACAACACACCAUCCAGCCCACAGCCUGGGCGGUUGAAAAGCCCUUUUCUCUCUAAGCAGCCUUAUGAGCCCGAGCCUCCUCGCUCUCCUGUGCACCAAGCCUCACCUGUACGAGCCACAGAAGCCAGAGUUGUGGAGUCUCACACUGAUUAUGAGGAACCAGAUGCUGAUGCCGAGUACGAAGAAGUGGAGCCAGUGAAUGACCAGUACAGCUCUCAUGUGGAACAGCAGCAGCAUGAAGCGGUAACAGAGCCGGAGAACCUUUAUGAGGACCCACAGCAGGAGCAGCAGAAUCUGUAUGAAGGUGAUCGUGGUACCUGUGCUCGAGCGCUGUACGACUACCAGGCAGCUGAUGACACCGAGAUCUCCUUUGACCCAGAUGACAUAAUUGCCGGGAUCGAGAUGAUUGAUGAAGGCUGGUGGCGAGGCUACGGUCCGGACGGCCAUUUCGGAAUGUUCCCGGCCAAUUACGUCGAGCUCCUCUAAGCGUCUCAACCGAUCACGUGUGGGCGACGUCGGCUUUGCCCCGCCCCACAGUUAGUCACCUAGGGAAACGGGUCCGUUGUAUGUAAUUGGACAGACUGAAAAGAAAAGCAUUGAUCAACGAAUGAAAAGAACUUUGUUUUUGUUUUUUUUGUUUGUUUGUUUUUUAAAAAACAUUAAUACUGUGCUCACUGGCUAACAAAAGAAUUGUGUGUGUGUGUGUGAUGGAGUAAAUAGUUGGUGUUAUUUUAUCAUGUUAAUCUGGAAUAUUCCAUGGAUCACACAGCAUUCGUGUUUUAUAUUACUGUAAUUUUUGAAUAAAUUCCUUUUUUGUUUUUUUCUUUCUUUUCUUUCUUUUUUUUUACUUUUCCAAAUCUGGACCGAAAUCCUGUUUGAGACGCUCGAUUUUCAUUCGCUUAUUGGAUUUAGAUUUAGAGAGAUUUAUUUCUGAUGUGGUUUUGUUUUUGCCUUUUUCCUCACAUUUUGGAGCAGUGAAAUGCCUCAUCUGAUGAUCUGGACCCAGGUGCUCGAGGAACCUAGAUACUGGUCUGAUGAUUUUCCUGCCUUUCAGGGGCUGAACCGUCACGCUAAUCCGGCACGACCUUAUCGUAGCCUUCCUGUCUGCUCUGAAAUGUGGUGGAAAAAAAAUAAAUACUGUGAUGUUCUUUUGCUUCUUUUCAGUUUCAGGGAACAAUCAUGAAACGGUCAUAAACUAAUCUUUUGGCUUCCCUUUGCAUCGCCUGAUUAAUUUCCACCACAAGUCGCACGGUUCUGGAGGACCCACACGGUUAUUUGCUGUGAAGCGCCGUGCCUGUCGGAGAGCGACUUGGGGUGGACGUGAUGUUUUAUUUUUUAAAAUGUAAUAUUAGAACAUUAGAUUGUAUGCAGAGUGAUCAUCUGACUACCAGCAGGAGCCUGGUUCCUUCAGAUUAUUGUGAUCUUUAAGCAGAACGAUUAAAUAAAGGAAGUGAAAAUACA
This is a messenger RNA of Hemibagrus wyckioides, 2468 nucleotides long. It is a transcript of the gene dbnlb, whose product is annotated as drebrin-like b. The transcript is spliced from 15 exons. Gene Ontology annotation, molecular function: actin filament binding. NCBI's taxonomy places the organism in Eukaryota, Metazoa, Chordata, Actinopteri, Siluriformes, Bagridae. The record is from RefSeq and is a predicted model, not a curated record. Gene Ontology annotation, cellular component: lamellipodium; cortical actin cytoskeleton; postsynaptic membrane. The coding region runs from base 108 to 1493 and encodes 461 amino acids. Gene Ontology annotation, biological process: positive regulation of dendritic spine morphogenesis; neuron projection morphogenesis; postsynaptic actin cytoskeleton organization.